This is a messenger RNA of Culex pipiens pallens (northern house mosquito), 613 nucleotides long. RefSeq lists its product as uncharacterized. The transcript has 2 exons. The record is from RefSeq and is a predicted model, not a curated record. Bases 60 to 593 code for a protein of 177 amino acids. Lineage: Eukaryota; Metazoa; Arthropoda; Insecta; Diptera; Culicidae.
GUCAGAUUCGCGCGCUCAAUCCUGAAUCUUCACGAAACAUUCCUGUAAGAGAACUCGCCAUGUCCACCGAACCGGCCCGCAACGUCGAGAUCAAGGCCCAGCUGGCGGGCGGUGCCGACGGGUUCCAGCGGCGCGUCGACAUCGCCCGCCGGUUGACCGGCUCCGAGGGCGAGCUGAUCCGCCAGCGGGACGUGUUCUUCCGGGCGGAGAAGGGCCGGCUAAAGCUGCGGUACCUGGAGACGAAAAAGUCCGAGCUGAUUCAGUACUUCCGGCCGGACGUGGGUGGACCGAAGCUGUCCACGUACCACAAGCUGGACCUGGACGAGCCCCAGCUGAUGGAGAAGAUUCUGGCGGAGUCGGUUGGAGUGCGGGGGGAGGUCCGGAAGACGCGGCACCUGUUUAUGCACGGUCAGACGCGGGUUCACCUGGACGAUGUGGAGGGAUUGGGGUACUUUUUGGAGUUUGAAGUGGUGCUGAGGCCGGAACAGACGCUGGAGGAGGGAACGGCCAUCGCGGAUGAGCUGAUGAAGGCGUAUGAGAUUGAGACGGGGGAUUUGAUCGAGGGUGCGUACAUGGACAAGUUGGAGAAAUAAAACAAGGAAGUUGAUUAAGA